Molecule: messenger RNA, 750 nt
Organism: Nematocida minor
Lineage: Eukaryota; Fungi; Microsporidia
Exons: 1
Coding region: 1-750 (249 amino acids)
Source: RefSeq, a predicted model, not a curated record
AUGCAAAAAUCAAUACGAUCAUUCAUAGUCUUUUUCAAUGUGCUAUAUAUCCAACAGCUUUUUGUAUUGGCAGCUACUCCUACGACAUAUUAUAGUCAACCGGUAAAUAUACAGCCGCAAGUCGACAAACAGCCAUACACAACUACUACACAAAAUACUAAUACUGUAGAACCUCCCACAGUUCAACAUACUCACGAUAGACCGCAAGCGCCACCUGAAAAGAGAGAAAUAAACUUCUACUCGAAUAAACCUAAUAUCGGAUAUCUGUACAAUGUGGGCUCAAAGAAGUUCAUAGGGACUGACAACAAACACUACUGGCUUUUUGCAGUUGACAACAACCCUCUUCUCGUUGCAUUAGUCACAAGUUACGGAGAGAAAAUUGGAACAUAUCAGGAAAUAAUUCCAGUGGAAAAUACACAGAAUCCAAAACUUGGAAAAAAAAACUCAUCAGAUGUGCACGCAGGUGUAAAAAGAUUCGAUGUAGGAGGGGGGAGCGGUAAAAAGAGAUGCUACCUCUUUGGAUCUACAUCACCUUACAACAGAUUUGUCGUUACACCGCCAUACUAUAAGAACAGCUCAGCGUUUAAGAUACAGAGAUUCGGCUUCUGUCUGGGAAUUGAUGCAUCCAUGAAUCUGAUGCAAAUGGACUGUGUGGACGAUACAACAGAUGGACAUGGUACCCCUGAGAACGAUAUGCAACUCUUUAAGCUCUGCCGCGUAGAAUCAUCCAACCGAUGUGACGAGCUAUAG